Odocoileus virginianus texanus is the source of this 3063-nucleotide messenger RNA. RefSeq names its product regulator of G protein signaling 4 (gene RGS4). Lineage: Eukaryota; Metazoa; Chordata; Mammalia; Artiodactyla; Cervidae. The record is from RefSeq and is a predicted model, not a curated record.
GGAGAGCCAGAAGGAGGCUGAGAGGAGCUGGUAUUACAGACCUGCUAUCUGAUUGGCUGGACGGUCGCUGCUGGGCUAUAAAAGAGACCCCUACAGGCUUGGGAGGGAGAUGCUCAGAGGAUUCUGACAGUAUCUUUACCGGAGAAAAGGCGAAGUGCGCUCAGAACAGAAGCCACAGCUCCUCCUGCGGCACUUCUUUCCUGUCGUGAAUCCCACACUACACAAGAUGUGCAAAGGACUUGCGGGUCUGCCGGCUUCUUGCUUAAGGAGUGCCAAAGAUAUGAAGCAUCGGCUAGGUUUCCUGCUGCAGAAGUCAGAUUCCUGUGAACAUAAUUCUUCACACAGCAAGAAGGACAAAGUGGUGAUUUGCCAGAGGGUGAGCCAUGAGGAAGUAAAAAAAUGGGCUGAAUCACUGGAAAACCUGAUAAGUCAUGAAUGUGGGCUGGCAGCUUUCAAAGCUUUCUUGAAGUCUGAGUACAGUGAGGAGAACAUUGACUUCUGGAUCAGCUGUGAAGAAUACAAGAAAAUCAAAUCACCCUCUAAACUAAGUCCCAAGGCCAAAAAGAUCUAUAAUGAAUUCAUCUCAGUCCAGGCAACCAAAGAGGUAAACCUGGACUCUUGCACCAGGGAGGAGACGAGCCGGAACAUGCUGGAGCCCACGAUAACUUGCUUCGAUGAGGCUCAGAAGAAGAUUUUCAACCUGAUGGAAAAGGAUUCAUACCGCCGCUUCCUCAAAUCCCGAUUCUACCUUGACUUGGUCAGCCUUUCCAGCUGUGGGUCAGAGAAGCAGAAAGGAGCAAAGAGCUCCACGGACUGCCCUUCCCUGGUCCGCCAGUGCGCCUAGCUCUCACUCAGCAGUGGGAGGCUGAGGUGCCAAGACUCUGUGCCCGGAAAACCUGAGGCCACAUGUUGACCUUCAUUAAGCACCAGUGCUUUUUCCACCUUGCAGUCUAGUGUUCACGCUGCUGGCUAUGUGUGAGUCACUCCCAUACAAAAACUAGGUUACAUUUUGGUGUUCAUCAGGGCAGGACCUCAUCCCAGUCCAGUUGUCUCAGAUUUCUUUUCCUGUGCCAUGUGAGCAGAUAUCUGGAUAAUGGCCUUGUGGGUCUGGAUUCAAAGACUUGGCCGUUCUCUCCUGCCAACAGUGUGACCUCAGAUUGGUUGGUGAGCAGUUGGUACAUGUCACGUGACAUCCACAGGCACAUGUGUUCUGUUAACCAGCUUUGAGAUGUUUAGAUGGGGUUGAUCUGUUUUAUGUAUCUCUGUGUGUGCAUGUGUGUGUGUAUAUAUGUAUAUGUAUAUAUACACAUAUAUAUACAUACCUGCAGCCUGUAUAUAUGUAUGCAUGUAUACAUACAUAUAUAUUUCUGCAAGAAUAGACAAGAGAGACCCUAGGUGCUCAUAACUAGACUCUGUGAACAUACUUACAUGCAUGUUCUGAUCCCCUGUCUUUCACUCUGCAACUGAACAGGGCAAAAUAAACCAGCUGCCCUGCAGGCUACAAAAGGAAUGCUAACCUGUGGAAAGUUGAUUCUGUAAAACUCCGUGAGUCUUGCUGGAGAAGCAUGGACUUCAUGCUUCAUUUAACCACCGACAGCUUCCAAGUUGGAUAGUAUUCUAAGGAGCGAACAUAAAAAGUGUUGUGCCUGUUUGACACAGUGCUGUCUUUGGCUGGCUGUCACUAGCGGCACUUUUGAGCCACCAGGCUGCUGGCCUCCCCUUCUUUGCCUGGGUGCUUGAUGCAUGAUAGCAGCCAGGUUGGUGUGGAGUUGGAGGAGGAGUUCAUUCAUUCAGUUCAUGAAUGAAGAAACAUAGGUAAAGCCUUGCCAGCUCUACCUACUAUAGGAUGCUGGUUUAGUACGGGCACAGAAUUUAAAGGUUAAUGUUCUUAUCCCCUACUCUUUUUUCCUCUCUUGAUUAAGGUGCUCUUCUCAUUUUGUUUUUCCCUGAGAACUUUAGCCAUUACAUGAGGCUCCUUAAUUCAUUGCGGUUGUUCCCCCCCCCCCCAUAAUGGCUCUAGGCUAUAUACUUGUUCCUUAUAAACCAGCAUCAGGGGAAAGAUUACAUUUUAUAAGGGGUGGACAUGUUUUCACAAACUGAAAAGCCCGCAUAAAUUUCUCUUUUGAAGAUGGAAUCUGGCUCAUUGAAUCCCAAACAUCAGGACUAACAGGGGCUGAAAGCAUUUCAUUUUAGGCUCUGAGAUGAAAUGAGAGAGAAAAGGGAUUAAAAAAAAAGGAUAUCAAUUUUAAACUACUGUUUAGAAUUUUCCAAGGCACAUGAAAUACUUGAAAAUGUCUCAUUUAUGUUAUUUAUGAUGUUUUGUAUAAUGUUUUUAUUAUUGUAUUGUUUUAUAAACGGAGGUGCAAGAUAUCACCUGAAUUAUUAAUGAAUGGCCAGGAAGUAAUUUUCUUCUCAUUCUUCUAAAAUUACUGCCUUUGAAGUGCACACAUAUGCAUGCAUGAACACUGCACUGAUUCUUCCAGUAUAACUUACAAACAUGGACACAUUUGUGAUUUUUAAGCCAAUAGACUGGGCUGUAAAAUGAAGACAUUGGAGUGUGUGUAUAGAAGUCUCUUGUAUUAAAUUUAUAGGUUUGCUCAACUGUACCCUUUCUGUAUCUCUAGCAGUUUUGCCUUCCAUGCCUCCAGAGUUCCUCAUCAGUGCCUCUUUCUGUUAUACACAUUUCCACACUUUGUCUCUAAUUAACUCCAGGAUCCAAAUGUGUAACUCUAUUGGUCUUGCCCUAUUAGAACUGUCAUGAUUUUCAGAUUGUAUCUGGACUCACAGACUGCUGUCUCACCAAUAGGUCUGGAAGGUCAUUCUGAAUGAGAAGUAAAUUAUUUUAUGUAACACAUUUCUCAAGUGUGUUUUUCCAUUGCAUUUCCUCCUUAUUUCAUCACUAUUUGGCAUGCUGAGCUUACCUGCUCAUGGUCCACGGACAGAAUACUCCUUCCAUGUGCAUGCCUAUUUUUAUCAUCGUGUGCUUUAGUGGCCUCAGAGUAGAUACUUCCAGUGAAACACACACAACUUAAUAAUAAGGGUAAAUAAAUACUUCAUGCAAAA